Messenger RNA from Verticillium nonalfalfae, 1410 nucleotides. RefSeq lists its product as uncharacterized. Gene Ontology annotation, cellular component: nucleus. Gene Ontology annotation, biological process: peptidyl-lysine monomethylation. The record is from RefSeq and is a predicted model, not a curated record. The transcript is spliced from 4 exons. Lineage: Eukaryota; Fungi; Ascomycota; Sordariomycetes; Glomerellales; Plectosphaerellaceae. Gene Ontology annotation, molecular function: protein-lysine N-methyltransferase activity; protein binding. Bases 1 to 1410 code for a protein of 469 amino acids.
AUGGACGACUUUCAAGCCCUGUCGGAUCGCUUUCUACAGUGGUUCAAGGCCGCUGGCGGCGAGUUCCGCGAUGACCUCCUGCAGAUCGUCGACCUGAGGCCGCAGGCCGCCGGUCGCGGCAUCAUCGCUACGCGUGAUAUCCCUGAAGAGACAACCCUCUUCACAAUUCCCCGUCAGGCCAUCAUCAACGUCCUGACGUCCGAGCUUCCCCAGAAGCUGCCUCAAGUCUUCGACGGCUCCAUCGACGAGAUGGACGACAACGCCGAGCCCUUGGAUUCUUGGGGUCAGCUGAUCCUCGUCAUGCUGUACGAAGUCCUCCAGGGGGAUUCUUCGCGGUGGAAGCCCUACUUCGACAUUUUGCCGCAGCAGUUCGACACGCCCAUCUUCUGGUCCGACGGCGAACUUCUCGAGCUCCAAGGCACCUCCCUGACGGCUGAGAAGAUUGGCAAGGUCGAGAGCGACGCCAUGUUCCGCUCCAAGAUCCUGCCCAUCGUCCAGGCGAACCCCGCCAUCUUCUACCGAGAGGGCGCCGCCCAGCCCACGGAGGAUGAGCUCCUGCACCUGGCGCAUCGUAUGGGCAGCACCAUCAUGGCGUAUGCUUUCGAUCUCGAGAAUGACGACGAGAAUGAGAAUGAGGAGGACGGCUGGGUCGAAGAUCGAGAGGGCAGAACGAUGCUGGGCAUGGUGCCCAUGGCGGAUACACUGAAUGCGAACGCCGAGUUUAAUGCGCACAUCAACCACGGAGAAAGCCUCGAAGCAACAGCUAUUCGCGCCGACAUCAGGGCUGGUGACCAAAUUCUCAACUACUACGGACCCCUGCCGACAUCGGAGCUGCUGAGGCGAUACGGCUACGUCACGCCGGAGCACAGUCGUUACGACGUUGUCGAGGUGCCGUGGACACUCGUGAAGGAGGUCAUAGUUUCCUGCCUCAGUCUCUCUGCCGAAGCUUGGAAACAAGUCGAGAGCCAGAUUGACGACGAGGAAAUCGAAGACUAUUUUGUCAUAGAGCGCGACUCGGGCGAGCCCGGCCCCGACGGCCGCUUCACAGCCCCUGCCGUCCUGCGCGAAGUCUCGCCCGAGCUCGCAGAGCAGCUCAAGGAGUUCCUGAAGGCCGUGAAGAAACUCGACAGCGAGCGCAUCCCGGACAAGCGCAAGCGCGACGAGAUUUGCGACGCCGUCAUCGCCGAGGUACUCAAGGUGCGGCUCGCGCAGUACCCGACCUCCAUCGAGACGGACGAGAAGCUGCUGGCCGAGGCGGACCUCCCCGCCCGCCGACGGAUGGCUGUGGUGGUGAGACUGGGUGAGAAGAAGCUCCUACUCGAGGCCAUUGCUCUCGCGCACGUGAACGCGCAGGGUUCGGCUACGGGGGACGAUGGGGAGGAGAGAGCGUCAAAGAAGGCAAGGGUGUGA